Messenger RNA from Hermetia illucens (black soldier fly), 2528 nucleotides. Its product is annotated as solute carrier family 26 member 6-like. Gene Ontology annotation, cellular component: membrane. NCBI's taxonomy places the organism in Eukaryota, Metazoa, Arthropoda, Insecta, Diptera, Stratiomyidae. The transcript is spliced from 12 exons. Gene Ontology annotation, biological process: transmembrane transport. The record is from RefSeq and is a predicted model, not a curated record. The coding region runs from base 303 to 2420 and encodes 705 amino acids. Gene Ontology annotation, molecular function: sulfate transmembrane transporter activity; chloride transmembrane transporter activity; bicarbonate transmembrane transporter activity.
CAGAGAGCAGUCGCAGACAGGAUAGAGCCGAAUUCAAAGGCUAAUUCCGAAAAAUCUUAUCGAGUGCUAACCCGGAAGUAUUGCAGUAAGAAAAAGUGUUUAACUGAUCUUAUUUUGCAAAUAUAGAAGAAAGUUAUAAUAUUUCGUUCGAAUCUAAAUAUUGAAAUAGUUCGGGGUUGAAACUAUAAUUUUCUGUGAGUUGGACAGUUUUUGUGAUUGAGUUAUCUUUUUUAUAAGUGUUCAUAACUUUGAAAGAUUUACCUACGUUGUGAUCACGAUAAAAUAUAAACAUCAAGAAAACCAUGAAAAGAAAUAAUAAUGACAAUUUAGAUGUCGAGCAACGUCGACGACUAAGGAUGACAGGUUCCGAUACGCCUAACAAUGAAAUGGAGAGUACACUACCAAAUGGUCGGUCUAGUCCACAGGUGUUGCAGGUGAUGCGGCCAUAUUACGAACAAGAGCAAUUAAAUAAUGAAUUGUUGUACAGUAAACCAAAAUCAAAUGGAUAUCAAGAAUUUCUACCGAAACCAAGUAACUUCAGUAUUUGGCAUCUUAUAAAAAGUAUCUUUCCAAUUCUGGACUGGCUUCCCAAAUAUUCAUGGAAAAAUGAUUUAGUGGCAGAUAUUGUGACAGGAUGCACAGUUGCUGUAAUGCAUAUACCACAAGGAAUGGGUUACGCUUUAUUGGGAAACGUGCCGCCAAUUGCGGGUAUUUACAUGGCAUUUUUUCCUGUCCUGGUUUACGUUAUCUUUGGUACAUCACGUCAUAAUUCUAUGGGUACUUUUGCUGUUAUAUCCAUCAUGGUUGGAAAAGUAGUACAAUCCCGUGCUACUGCUGAUGCGAGCGCAGCUAUUACUGCGAAUUUAACGGCUACGGAUGCUCCGCCUACAGAGGUGUAUACCCCCACUGAUGUUGCGACGGCUGUUUGCUUCCUAGCUGGAGUUAUGCAAUUGGUUAUGUUCGCUCUGAGAUUGGGAAUAGUAACGUCCCUUCUCUCGGAAACACUAGUCUCAGGCUUCACAACUGGAGCGGCAAUAUAUGUUUUCACGUCACAAAUAAAGGAUGUUCUUGGUAUUUCGAUAAAGUCUCAGACCGGAAUCUGUGAAGUGGUUUUGAAUUACAUCGAAAUUUUUAAAAAUAUUGUAAAUGUAAAUUGGGUUGCAUUCGGACUGGCAGCAACUACAAUGGUUAUUUUAGCGAUAAAUAAUGAAAUUUUAAAGCCAAGAUUAGCGAAAAUGUGUGCAUUCCCUGUGCCCAUUGAAUUGAUUAUCGUUCUUGGGGGAACUUUGGCUUCAAAAUAUCUUUAUUUGCAAAGAGACUAUUCAGUAAAGAUUUUAGGAAAUAUCCCUACCGGAUUUCCAGAAAUGGCGUUUCCUAAGGUAACUCUCCUCCAAGAGGUCAUCGUGGAUAGCAUUCCUAUUGCAAUUGUGUCUUAUGCAGUGGCUGUCUCCAUGGCAAUGAUAUUUGCCCAAAAACUCAACUAUGAAGUCAAUUCAAACCAGGAAUUGCUUGCAAUGGGGGCCGGAAAUGUAGUUGGCUCACUAUUUUCUUGUAUGCCAUUUUCAGCUUCGUUGUCACGCUCAAUUAUUCAACAAACUGUCGGUGGUAGAACUCAGAUUGCCUCAGUAUUUUCGUGCCUAAUUUUGGCAUUUGUACUUCUCUGGAUUGGACCAUUUUUUGAACCAUUGCCAAGGAGUGUUUUGGCUGGAAUCAUUCUAAUCGCGUUGAAGGGUAUGCUGAAGCAGUUAAUGGACUUUUUCAAAUUCUGGAAAUUGAGCCGAUUAGAUGCAGUAGUUUGGCUUGCUACAUUCUUGACUGUGGUUUUUGUUGCCAUUGACAUCGGUUUAUUAGUGGGAAUCAUCCUUAGCUUGUCAUGCAUAUUCAUCCGCGGUAUGAAACCAUACACAUGCCUCCUCGGCCAAGUAGCUAACACUGACCUUUACUUGGAUAUUAGGAGAUACAAAGCGGCCGAAGAGAUUCCCAACAUCAAAAUCUUCCAUUUCUGUGGCAGUAUUAACUUUGCUUCAAGGGAUACCUUUAAAAACGAAUUAUGCUCAACAUUAGGCAUGGACUUGGCUAAGGAAUUGAAGCGAUGUUCCAAACUCUCGAAUCAACAUGUGGAAUACGACUCAACGCACUUGGGCUUCAAGUGCCUCAUUUUAGACUUCUCAGCGUUAAGUUACAUCGAUCCAUCUGGGGUCUCUUCAUUGAAGAGUAUCAUCAAUGAGUUCCACAAACUUUCAGCAGUUGUUUAUGUUGCAGGAUGCUCAUGUCCUGUCUACGAAGUAAUGAAGAAAUGUGAUCUACGAAAUAGUAGUGAUGGCAGAUUCAAACAGUUUCCUACGGUUCAUGAUGCUGUGCAUUAUGCUAUGGAAGUGAUUACACCGAUUAGUGUAGUUAACGUUAAAGACAGUUCAUAAGCUGCCAUUUUAAACGUAUUUUAGACAUUAUCGUGUAAAUUAGAAUUUAUAUUGUAAUUAUUUAUUUUUAAUCUGGUCAUAAUUAAUAAUAAUAAUAAUAUUAUGGUA